Ictidomys tridecemlineatus (thirteen-lined ground squirrel) is the source of this 2076-nucleotide messenger RNA. It is a transcript of the gene Znf692, whose product is annotated as zinc finger protein 692. Lineage: Eukaryota; Metazoa; Chordata; Mammalia; Rodentia; Sciuridae. The record is from RefSeq and is a predicted model, not a curated record.
GCCAGCCCCUCGCUCCGUGAGCGUCGAGUGCGGCGGCCCGAGGAGGGGUGGGGGCACCGUGCGGCCCACCCCCGACCUGGCCGAGAAGAGCGCCCAGUUGCACGCCAGAACACCAUCUCUGCCCCCCGGAAAGCAGCAAGGCCGGUGAAGUGCCCGCGCCCCCGCCUCAGCUGAAGUCUCCCCUUCAAGUCUCCCGCCCCUUUCCGCAGCUGGCGUUUGACACCUGAGUGGGCUGGAGGGCGCGGGCUAUUGUCCUGACUUUCAUCCUGGCCCUGACCUGCACCCAGCGACGCCCCCCACAGCGCCCCGCUCGCACACCCUCUUGUGCAGGGCGGUUCGGCUCCAGUGGCGGCUGCUGCUGUUGAAAUAGCCCGGGUCCCAUGGCUUCCCCAGCAGUGGACGCGUCCUGCCUGCGGCGGGAGAAGCGGAGGCAGCUGGACGCGCGCCGCAGCAAGUGCCGCAUCCGCCUGGGCGGCCACAUGGAGCAAUGGUGCCUCCUCAAAGAGCGGCUGGGCUUCUCCCUGCACUCGCAGCUCGCCAAGUUCCUGCUGGACCGGUACACUUCUGGCUGUGUCCUCUGUGCAGGUCCAGAGCCUUUGCCCCCCAAGGGUCUGCAGUAUCUGGUACUCUUGUCCCAUGUCCACAGUCGGGAAUGCAGCUUAGUGCCUGGUCUUCGGGGACCUGGGGGCCAAGAUGGGGGACUGGUGUGGGAGUGCUCAGCCGGCCACACCUUCUCCUGGGAACCUUCCUUGAGCCCUACACCUCCAGAGGUGCCCAAGCAGACCUCUGUUCCACGGACUAGCCCAAGGAGCUGGAGCCCCGAAUCCAGGAGUAGGCAGGAGCCUGCAGGUUUGGAGUCUGCGCAUGAGAGGACUCAAGAAGCCAGGGUGCCCAGGGGGGCGGGACCCCCACCAGAGGCCUUCCUGCCCUCAAGAGAGGAAGAGGAAGACAGUGAGGAGGAUGAAGAGGAGAUGCUCAGUGAUGCCAGUCCAUGGACCUACAGCUCCUCCCCAGAUGACAGUGAGCCAGAUGACACUAGACCACCCCUUUCCCCUGUCACCCCCACACCCAAGGAGGGAGAGACAGCACCACCCCCUGCAGCUCUUCCUGUUCCUGUUGCUACUCCACCCUCAUCCACACACACUGAGGGUGCCAGAGACCCUCUGCCAUCAGAGGCUGGGGUGCAGCUGGAACUCAGUGGGACCCCUCCAGUGGCCCAGCAGACAGAGCCACUGGCCAGCCCUACAAGCCAGGCCUCAUCUGCCCUGACACUGGACUGGGAUGAGGACACUGCACAGAUUGGGCCCAAAAGAAUUAGGAAAGCUGCCAAAAGAGAGCUGAUGUCUUGUGAUUUCCCUGGCUGUGGAAGGAUCUUCUCCAACCGGCAGUAUCUGAAUCACCACAAGAAGUACCAGCACAUUCACCAGAAGUCCUUCUGCUGCCCGGAGCCCGCCUGUGGGAAGUCCUUCAACUUUAAGAAGCACCUGAAGGAGCACGUGAAGCUGCACAGUGACACCCGGGACUAUAUCUGUGAAUUCUGCGCCCGGUCUUUCCGCACCAGCAGCAACCUCGUCAUUCACAGACGCAUCCACACUGGAGAGAAGCCCCUGCAGUGUGAGAUCUGUGGGUUCACCUGUCGCCAGAAGGCCUCCCUGAACUGGCACCGGCGCAAGCAUGCAGAGACAGCAGCAGCUUGGCGCUUUCCCUGUGAGUUCUGCGGCAAGCGCUUUGAGAGGCCAGACAGUGUGGCUGCUCACUGUAGCAAAAGUCACCCAGCUCUGCGCCCAGCCCCACAGGAACCACCAGGCCCACUGGAGCCCUGUUGCCAUGGCUCUGCUCCUGAACCUCUGGGAUCCACUGAAAGCUCUGGUGCUCCCUCAGCAGUGACCUUUCCCCCUCAGCUGGCUUCAGAGAGCCAGUCCCCAGGGACUGCACAGGACUAAAAGCCCAGAGGAUAACUGCAGAUAUCUGGUCCCAGAAACUAGGCCACAGAGAGUGCAGGUGGAGGCGCGGGCCCUAAAGAGCCAGGCUACUUUAGUCUUCCUGAAGGAAAGAAUAAACAAGUAUUUUACAUGA